Penicillium malachiteum is the source of this 1314-nucleotide messenger RNA. Its product is annotated as aurora family serine/threonine-protein kinase. Bases 1 to 1314 code for a protein of 437 amino acids. The transcript is spliced from 2 exons. NCBI's taxonomy places the organism in Eukaryota, Fungi, Ascomycota, Eurotiomycetes, Eurotiales, Aspergillaceae. The record is from RefSeq and is a predicted model, not a curated record. Gene Ontology annotation, biological process: mitotic spindle organization; protein phosphorylation; regulation of cytokinesis. Gene Ontology annotation, molecular function: protein kinase activity; ATP binding. Gene Ontology annotation, cellular component: chromosome passenger complex; spindle midzone; spindle pole centrosome.
AUGGCGACUAAGGCGCUUGAGGCUCGCUUCAGGCAUAUGUCUGUUCAUGAUGAGAAUGAUGGGUAUGAUAGAAGUCAUUUGCAAAAAAUCAAGAUAAAUGACGAUGUUUCCAAGGCGGACAAACACCGAAGCCCUGAUUUCAAACGAGGUGCUGAAGACAAGAGCAAAAAAGUCACUUUGCAGGCUCGACAUCCCCUUUCCGUGGUUAUAACGUCGACAUCAGAUGCGGAGUUCAAGGCAGAAGACCGCGAUGCUGGUGAUGUAAAGACAAGGAGCAUGGCCACCAAAACCACUGCUUCCAAGCUCGCACAAUCAGGAAGUUCUCAAUCUUCGUCUCUAGCUCGACUUGCCCUCACUGCUACUCUUCCAGAGAGGCCCAAGGCAGCAGUGACAGAAGAACACCACGUUCCGUUGAUAACACAACCUUCUCCCAAGGCAUGGCAUCUAGGGAUGUUUGAAAUCGGCAAACCCCUGGGGAAAGGGAAGUUUGGCCGCGUCUAUCUUGCUCGAGAACGAGACACAGGCUUCGUUUGCGCGCUGAAGGUCUUACACAAGAAUGAGAUCCAACAAGGAAGAGUCGAAAAGCAAGUCGCACGUGAGAUCGAGAUCCAGAGCAAUUUACGCCAUCCCAAUGUCCUCCGACUGUUCGGCCACUUUCAUGAUAAGAAACGAAUCUUUUUGAUCCUCGAGUAUGCAGGCAAGGGAGAAUUAUACAAGCAUUUGCAAAAAGCAGAUCGGUUCCCUGAGUGGAAGGCUGCGCAGUACAUGUCACAGAUGGCGAGUGCUCUGAAAUACUUGCAUCAAAAACACGUCAUUCACCGAGAUAUCAAGCCUGAGAAUAUCCUUGUUGGUCUUCAUGGAGAGCUGAAAAUGUCAGAUUUUGGCUGGAGCGUUCAUGCACCAAGUGGGCGUAGACUCACACAGUGUGGAACUCUAGAUUACUUGCCCCCAGAGAUGGUCGAUCCAAAGAGAUGUGAUAAGCCUUAUGAUGAGAAGGUGGAUCUAUGGUCGCUGGGUGUUUUGAUGUACGAGUUCAUUGUGGGUAGGGCGCCUUUCGAGGACACACCUGCUAUAACACAAAGACGAAUCGCUAGGGCGGAUAUGACGAUUCCUUCGUUUGUUAGCCUCGAAGCUCAGGAUCUUAUCAAAAAGGUGAGCCUCCACUCGUUCCCAAAAACAGUCUCAAUCCCAAUACUAACUAUGGUUCAGUUACUUGUGCUUGAUUCAGCCCGAAGAAUUUCUUUAGAUAAGCUUCAACAACAUCCCUGGAUUCUCAAACACUGUCAGAAAGCUGGAAGUCAAGAGGAGUCUUGA